This is a messenger RNA of Paecilomyces variotii, 1678 nucleotides long. Its product is annotated as Anp1-domain-containing protein. The record is from RefSeq and is a predicted model, not a curated record. Gene Ontology annotation, molecular function: alpha-1,6-mannosyltransferase activity. Gene Ontology annotation, cellular component: mannan polymerase complex. The transcript is spliced from 3 exons. NCBI's taxonomy places the organism in Eukaryota, Fungi, Ascomycota, Eurotiomycetes, Eurotiales, Thermoascaceae. Bases 229 to 1362 code for a protein of 377 amino acids. Gene Ontology annotation, biological process: cell wall mannoprotein biosynthetic process; protein N-linked glycosylation.
ACUGUGGCGUCUGUGGCGGCGGGCGAUCUCCCAUCCGCAUUCGGACAGCCUGGAACUUCACCUCCGGCGCGUGGGUCUGAGAACGGGCUUGUCUGUGAUCGAGAAGAGUAAUCGUCAUCUCGCCCGCCGCGGAACGGGCCAGAGAAGCUGUGAUUGAAAAACAUCUUUCUGCGAACCUCUCACUCCUUGACAUCUACGCUUCCCUCGAAGGGAUCCUGACCGGCCACCAUGGCCGUCACACGCUCCAUACGGCGGACAAGUCCCGUCACCCUCGUCCUGGCCGCCGUGCUCUCGUUCGGGUUCCUGUUCUUCCUCCUGUCGCCGUCAUCAUCCUCCUCGACUGCGACGUCGACAAAAUCGCGACAAGACGAUGCGGCCGACCACCCUCUCUCACCACCCACAAAGCCGUUCCUGAAGAAUCAGGAAUAUCGAAGCAAUGGACAGCGGGCGCCCCCGCCAGUCGUACACUACCAUAUGAACAAUCUGACGUCGACGGCGGAUCCCCUAGCGAACGGGGAGCGUGUGCUCAUCUUGACGCCUCUGGCCCGGUUUUAUCAGGAAUACUGGGAUAAUCUCGUGCGCCUGUCGUAUCCGCAUGAACUGAUCUCGUUGGGGUUCAUCAUCCCCAAGACGAAGGAGGGCAAUGCCGCUACCAGCGCAUUGCAGGCUGCCAUUGCGGCCACACAGUCCGGCCCGAUUGAUGACCGUUUCGCCAGCGUGUCGAUCCUCCGACAGGACUUUGACCCUCCCAUCGCCUCGCAGGAUGAGAAGGAACGACACAAGAUGGAGAACCAGAAGAUCCGUCGCGAGUCGAUGAGUCGUGCGCGCAACAGUCUUCUUUUCACGACGCUGGGACCGAGUACGUCCUGGGUGCUCUGGCUUGAUGCGGAUAUCGUCGAGACGCCCCCGACUCUGAUCCAGGAUAUGGCCUCACACAACAAGGCGGUGAUUGUUCCCAACUGCUUCCAGCGAUAUUACAACGACGAGAAGAAGAAAAUGGAUGUUCGCCCCUACGACUACAACUCGUGGCGCGAUAGCGAUACUGCCCAGCAACUCGCGGAAAAGAUGGGGCCCGAUGAAAUCCUGCUGGAGGGCUAUGCGGAGAUGCCGACUUAUCGAACAUUGAUGGCCUACUUAGCGGACACGAGUGACGAACGCAAGCAGAACAAGGUCAUUCCGCUGGACGGUGUGGGUGGAACAGCGCUGUUGGUAAAGGCGGAAGUGCACCGAGAUGGCGCCAUGUUCCCUCCGUUCCCUUUUUAUCAUAUGGUUGAGACGGAGGGUUUUGCCAAGAUGGCUCGAAGACUCGGCUACGAGUGUUUCGGGUUGCCCAACUACUUCGUAUAUCAUUAUAACGAGUGAAGCGAAGUAAAACUCUAGAAAUAUUUUCUGUUUUCUUAUAAGCACCACGGAGGCGUUCCAAUUUUGUUUAUAUACUUCAAGCUUUAUGCGCGCUGUGCGCUAUUCCUUUUGCCCAUCUGGGUCAUAUUCGCUUCAUCUUUCCACUUCAUGAGUGAAAUGUGUUGGUAUUAGACUUUCCUUUCUUUUGUCGUAUCUUAUCCGGAUCGGAUACGUGUAGUUUUGAUUGUUCCAGUAGUGAUGUAUCAUGCCGGGGGUCCAUUUAUGGUUUCACAGGAUCUAGAAGAAGAAAAACAGGAAAUAAAACCACCCUCCAACA